This is a messenger RNA of Thrips palmi, 2203 nucleotides long. RefSeq names its product conserved oligomeric Golgi complex subunit 6 (gene Cog6). The transcript has 11 exons. The coding region runs from base 204 to 2135 and encodes 643 amino acids. Gene Ontology annotation, cellular component: COG complex. NCBI's taxonomy places the organism in Eukaryota, Metazoa, Arthropoda, Insecta, Thysanoptera, Thripidae. The record is from RefSeq and is a predicted model, not a curated record. Gene Ontology annotation, biological process: intra-Golgi vesicle-mediated transport.
UGUUGUUUGUUUCGUUUGUUGUUUGUUGUGACGUGUGCGGUGUGCGUGUGAGUGAGCUCUCGGAACUUGUUCUGAGACAUCAUUUUUUGUUUGAUGAACAAAUAAAGGCGUUUAUCUGAAGUUCGUUUAAUAGACAGCAGAACGCCAAAGUCGAUAAACUGUCAUAAGACUGUCUUCAAUCGCCUACUCCUACAUCUACCACUAUGAAUGAACCACCUUCGUCUGCUGUCACACAAGACUUUGGAGAUAAUGGGUCUCUUGGUCAAUCUAAUGUGCUCUCCAAACGCCUCAACAAAAUUCUUGAAACCCGACUUGACACAGAUAAGGAAACGUUGGAGGCUCUCAAAGAGUUGUCAAACUUCUUCCCAGAAAAUUCUAUUCAGUCUCGCAGAAAUCUCCGAAGUAAAAUUGAGAAACGUAGUUUGGCAAUUAAUGAGGAGUUCUUAUCGGCUUUUGGUAAGGUAAAAGAUGCAUUAGAUAGUGUUUACAAUGAUGUGGUGUCAAUAGACUCUGAAGUGCGAGCCAUGAGUUCUCAUUUGCAAGCAACACGAGCUCAAACUCAUCAGCUCAUCGAUCAUACUACUCAACUUCAAGCGCAAAGCAAAAAGUUGACCAUGGAACAAGAGGUGGCUAAUGCAUUUCUUGAGCGCUAUCAACUGUCACCAGCAGAACUCGCAGUUUUACAAGGGACCAGUAGGGACUCCCCGAUUACUCCAGCAUUUUUUACUGCUCUUCAACGUGCUCAAUCUAUCCAUUCUGAUUGCCGCGUGUUGAUGCAAUCCGGGUUUCAAACAGUAGCUUUAGAUGUUAUGGAACAGAUGUCAUUGUACCAGGAGGCAGCCUUAGAAAGAUUGUAUCGCUGGACUCAGAGCCACUGUCGUAGUAUGGAAUCAAGUGAAACAGCAGCACUACUUACAGAAGCCAUGGCAUGCCUCCAAGAUAGACCUGUACUCUUCAAAUAUGUACUUGACGAAUAUGGAAGCUGUAGAAGAGCGAAUCUAGUUGGCUUGUUUAUUGAUGCUUUAACUAAGGGUGGACCAGGCGGUGCUCUGAAACCCAUUGAAAUGCAUGCUAAUGAUCCAAAGCGCUAUGUUGGAGAUAUGCUAGCUUGGUUGCAUCAGACCAUACCAUCGGAGAGAGAAAGUUUGAUUGCCUUGUUGAGAGAAUGUUCUAAAACCGAUGUUACAGAGCACAUCCACCAGAUUUUGGCAAAUAUUACAGAGGGAGUGUGCCACCCACUGAAAGUGCGUAUUGAACGUAUACUUAGUACCGAUGCAUCAACAACAAUACUGUAUUCAGUAGCAAGUCUGCUUGGAUAUUAUCAUCAAAUUUUUAGUCAGGUUGUCCCUGAAAGCAUUUUCUCAAACACGAUUGCAGAAGUGAGAACUCUAGCUCAGAAUCGUUUCUUAAGUGCGCUGCAAAAUCGAGUCAAGCAACAUUUGGUUGAUCGAUUAGAUGCUCCACCUCCAGACCUAUCGCCUUCAACAAGUGUAUCUGCUCUCAUGUCGUUGUUGAAAGAGGUGUUGUCAGUUGCUGGAGUGGCAGACGGGCGCCCCGAAGAUAUUGCAAAGAUGGUGGGAGUUGUCCUCGAUCCUUUACUUCAAGCUGUGAAUUUGAGUGCAGCUCGAUUACCUACUACAGACAUGGCAGUGUACCUCCUGAACUGCCUGUAUCAGAUGCAGGCCACUCUCUCCCUGUAUGGUUUUAUGGAUGAUAGACUUGAGAGGCUACAGGCACAAUCAGAUGCCCAGCUUGACACAUUGACUUCAGAACAGGCUAGCUCUUUAGUGGCCAACCUUAAUCUUGGACCAAUUUACACAAUUCUGCAAGAGACAAGCAGGGGUCCUCUAUCUAAUGUUCCUGGUAUGGAUGCCGCAAGUCUCAAGCACUUCCUAGUAAAGCUUGAUGCAUUUCUUGGUCUUCCAGAUAUGUUAUUGUUGCCUCAAAUUUCAUUGUUGCUUAGCACAGUACAUCGUAACAACGUGAAGCAUCGAGCUUUUGAAGUAAUAUGCACUAUUUUUAAGCAGCUGUAUGUUGCUGUUCAUGAUCCUGUUAAUGGAUAUCAGAAUCCAAAUGGUUUAAUUCCUCGAACUCCUGAACAAAUUCAGGAACUUCUUUUAGGCGAUAGGCAGUAAUUAAGAUACGAAUCUGUUAUGCAAGGGUGUGUGUUGUAAAUAAUUAAAAAAGAGCCAAAGACUUUACA